Dentiscutata erythropus is the source of this 591-nucleotide messenger RNA. Lineage: Eukaryota; Fungi; Glomeromycota; Glomeromycetes; Diversisporales; Gigasporaceae. The record is from the annotation of a GenBank genome assembly.
AUGGUUAAAACUAACUACUAUAAUGGUUUGAAUUCUGCUAUAUCACAGAUAUUAAUCAAUCUGCAAUAUAGGUAUAGUAAUGAAACGCCUGAAAUGUGGUGUUCUCGUAUUUGUUAUCCAUUUAGGACACUUCUAGAAAAUAACCUAAAAUACUUCUCCAAGAAUAGAUUUAUCCAUAUGACUGAAAGAUCUAGAGAUAGGAGAUUUAUGGUUGAGAAGCGUUCAUUUUAUAUUUAUUGUACUGUAUGCGACACUUUGGUAUUUAUCUACAAAAACACUAUCGAAUAUGCUAGUAAUCACCUGAAGAAAUGUAUUACCAAAAAAUACCUUGCAUAUUCUAAACCUGUAUGGAAAAACAAAGGAGUGCCAAGCCAAAAGAGUGUAUCAUUGCUCAGUCCCGAUGAGAUUGAAAAAUUUAUCAAACUUAUUGGGUUAUGUACAGUAAAGGCUUGGAGAGCUUUCCAGUUAAGACCCGAAACAUGGGCGAAACGAGUUUGGAAUAUGGUGGGGAAUGAUGGCACUCCCAAUGAGAAGAAGUUUUUAGGUAUAACUCCUCGCGAUAUAAGAAUUUCUGAUGAUCGAUAUGUAUAG